CACGCUCACGCAGCUUAAAUACACAACAGCCAAAGUGACGGGAAAAAAAACAAAAACCAAUCGCUAUUUCUGAUUCUUGAUCAGCUGGCACUCGAGAUGGUUAGCACGAAAGAUAAAGGCAUCAAUGAGGGAGUAUUAAAGUUAAUAGACGAUAUUCAUUAUAGUAACAUUAAAGGUACGUACAAUAUAGUAGUGGCCACUAUAUCUGUUCUGAAAGAAAUCAUAAACAAUGAAGAAUGGACUACUGCUCAAAAUUUGUUAAGCAUAAUAACUAGGAAUGGAAAGUACUUGGUAGAAGCUAUUCCACUUGAAUUCUCGAUUGGAAAUAUGGUUCGUAGAAUAUUACAAAUAAUUAGAGAAGAAUAUACUUCUGAAUUAAAAAAUAAAAAUGAGGAGAUGGACACGCAAGAAUCUUUACACAAAAUUCUCACUGCCGAGGGUGAUCAGGAAGUAGACUUCAAUAUCUCUGUGCCUUUUUUAAAAUCUGCUCUUAUAGAGCACGUCACUGAAUUUGAAGUUGAAUUAGAAACCUGUGCUGGUAAUAUUACUCAGCAAGCUUCUGAGCACAUCCAUUCUAAUGAAAUUAUAAUGACAAUUGGUAAAUCAAAAUUAGUAGAAGAAUUUUUUAAGAAAGCUGCUGAGACACGGGCUUUUGAAGUUAUAGUAGCUGAAGGUGGGCCAUCAUUGAGUGGCCAUGAAAUGGCCAUAAAUCUUGCGAAAGCAAAGAUUAAAACUACGUUAAUAUCGGAUGUAGCUAUUUUUGCUAUGAUGUCACGUGUGAAUAAAGUGAUAAUUGGAACGAAUACUGUUAUGGCGAACGGUGGAUUGAGAGCGAUUUCAGGCUCUCACACGGUUGCUCAAGCUGCGAAACAUUACUCUGUACCAGUAAUGGUUUUAUUACCACUAUACAAAUUAUCUCCAUUAUAUUUUUAUUCACAUGAACAAGAUGGGUUUAACAAACACAUUUCACCGUUGCAAGGUGUAAUUGACAGUGCCAAUGCGCCUCUGUUGGAAAGAAUUCAUGCGUAUAAUCCAGUUUUCGAUUACGUACCACCGGAACUGGUUACUUUAUUUAUUUCAAACACGGGUGGAAAUGCACCGUCAUACGUUUAUAGAUUGCUUAGUGAAUUGUACCAUCUAGAUGACUACGAAUUGUAACAGAUAAAUGGCAUUCUUCUUAUUGAGUGGUUCCUUUUAUAAACUUGAUUUUUAAUCAAAAAAUGUAUUGUUGAUAUUUAAACAUAGAUUCUCGAACAGGAAUAUUUAUUUACACAUUACAAUAUAUACAAGUAAAUAUAAAUUCAUUUUACAAAAAGUA
Ceratina calcarata is the source of this 1318-nucleotide messenger RNA. RefSeq names its product eukaryotic translation initiation factor 2B subunit beta (gene eIF2Bbeta). The transcript has 7 exons. Gene Ontology annotation, biological process: translational initiation. Gene Ontology annotation, molecular function: translation initiation factor activity; guanyl-nucleotide exchange factor activity. Gene Ontology annotation, cellular component: eukaryotic translation initiation factor 2B complex. Bases 97 to 1158 code for a protein of 353 amino acids. The record is from RefSeq and is a predicted model, not a curated record. NCBI's taxonomy places the organism in Eukaryota, Metazoa, Arthropoda, Insecta, Hymenoptera, Apidae.